Leptopilina heterotoma is the source of this 498-nucleotide messenger RNA. RefSeq lists its product as uncharacterized. Lineage: Eukaryota; Metazoa; Arthropoda; Insecta; Hymenoptera; Figitidae. Bases 1 to 435 code for a protein of 144 amino acids. The transcript is spliced from 7 exons. The record is from RefSeq and is a predicted model, not a curated record.
AUGAAUUUUCUUCCGAUCGAUCAUUUAUUGGUGUAUGGAGUGAGUUCUCGAUACAAUGUAUAUAGACAAUCUUGGUUUAUUGACGUAGUUUCCAGCACGUUAUCGACAUGCCUUCAGGCUAUUGAAAUUUUGACACUUCCCAAUUUUGUGAGUCUUAGGAAUACUGAUCUGUUAGGUGAGUGUUUUCGUAACAAAUGGUUCUUGACACUUGAAACUUCAACAGAUUUCCACGCAGUGAUAAAAAAAUAUAUUCUAUGCCCUGUGGGACACGCUGACGUUGAGAGCACUUUGGAAACAUUUCUGAUUCCUAAUUCCUGCGCCAAAAUUUCAUCAAAACUUCAAAAUGAUUAUGGAUUUAUGACAAAUGCAGUGGUGAAUUGGACGAAGCUAAAGGGCAAGGUGGGCAAGGUGGGCAAGUUGCAACUGGCGGCGUAAUAAACAAUAUCGAACGAUUGCGAGGAGUUAUUAAAUCGGCCAAAUAAAAUCGAUCCACUUAUU